This is a messenger RNA of Coregonus clupeaformis (lake whitefish), 3896 nucleotides long. Its product is annotated as somatomedin-B and thrombospondin type-1 domain-containing protein. NCBI's taxonomy places the organism in Eukaryota, Metazoa, Chordata, Actinopteri, Salmoniformes, Salmonidae. The record is from RefSeq and is a predicted model, not a curated record. Bases 1175 to 2083 code for a protein of 302 amino acids. The transcript is spliced from 6 exons.
UUGGGGGGUACUUUCUGGACUGGAUAUGUACUGUAAGUCUAAACUAGUCUCUCAACAGACGUGUGUUUAUGGCAAAGCGAGUCUAGCCCUAUACAGAUGUGAUAUCAAUGGGAGAACAACCAACCAGUCACACAGUGGGUUUACUUUGACAACAGUGGAUGUUUUUACUCCAUAUAAACACAGUUUAGUGUAAUAAGCCAAACAAAUGGCUGACACAUUAUUGACCUGUCAGAAACACAUGGUACAACCACCCUGUCCUGCAAGACUUCAUUGCUGGCCAAUGACCAUUACUGGUAUUCCAUCACAUGCAAUCAGAGGACCACUUCUGGUGCUCAGUGUCACACAUAACCUUUUCACACUAUCUUGCCAACCCGAACCUUACUGUGCUGUCUCAGGUUUUUUGUUUUGUUUACAUUGUCCUCUCCAGCACGGUUCCAGCACAACUUGGGUUGCUUAAAGCGAACUGAACGGGAGCUAGGGUGCCAGCCUGCCUUUAAACCAGUCGAGGGGCAUCGUUGGUUGGCCAUGGCCUGCUCAAACCAGCCUGGAAAUAAGUGUAACAAAGGCAGGCUGACCUUUGACUGGACUACACUGGAAGGCAUUAAGCCGUAAGAGUAGUACAGUUGGGAUUGGGAGAAUAGUGUGAAAAAGACCAUGGUCAUUUUAUUUCCCCAUCAUAUAGUUUUUAUCCCAUAAACUAUUUGUUUAUCCACUCAGGGCUGGUUUCCCUGACAUAGACUAAGCCUCCUACUGGAAUAAAAAGCAUGCUUAAUGUAUCAUUUUAGUCCAAGACUAGGCUUAAUAUGAGUCUAGGAAACCCACCCUUAGAUUUUAUCUGUAGAGACUGAGUCUACAGGGAGAGUUAGUUAGCUGCGAUCAGGGUAUGUUCUCCAUUGGUCAGCUUGUUCCACUUGCUCUCGAUGAAGAGGUACAUGCACUUGUCUGACCCCAUGAACCGAUAGGUCACCAUGGUGGACUCUCACGGCAACAGCCUGCAGGAAGAAGAAGAAGGGUGCAGUUAAACAGGUCAAAGUUUAAACCUGGCUGUAUCGUGUCAGGGUGUAGUGUACAAACACUAUGUUUGAUAUAGUAUGCCUAUCUUGUUUCACCCAUAAUAAAUAUAUUAUAGUUCUGAGGUUUCACCAGCCAUCAGGGCUCAUGUUUAUGUGUUCUGAUGAAUGCCUGUGUGUCUGUAUUGACCCUGUAUAGGUCAUAUGCGGCUGGUGACAAAUGGUCCAACCAACUGAAGGACCACCUACACAACCUGGGACUCAACACCACAUCAUCCUGGGACCUGGCCCAGAACAGGACGGCGUGGAGAGACCAAUGUCGAGGUGCUCCGCACUGCUCCAAGGAAGUAACGAAGACGAGUGGUCUGUACUCCCUGGUUCACCUCCACACAGGCAGUACUGAAGAGACCCAGGAUGCUGGCGACAGUGAGGAUGUGGCCAUGGUUCUGCUCCUUCAUCUGGGGAACGAAGGCCUUCGCCGUCUGGGAAACAGACAGACAGCGGUGUCCUGUGUGGUGAGUGAGUGGAGUGCAUGGUCUGGCUGUGCUGAGCCCUGCAGGGCCACAGUUCGGAUGAGGAGCAGGCAGGUCCUGCAGGAGCCCCAGAACGGGGGGGAACCCUGUCUACACGUAGAGGAGCAUGCUGGCUGUGCAGAGUAUAAGGACCACCCCCGGCAGUGCAGCAAAUCACUUGUCCCGGCUCUCAUCACUACCGGUGGCUAUGGCAACGCCAGGAAGAAGAGAGACAUCCCUGUUAAAAAUGAUGAUGUCACAGGGUACUGUGUGCAGUUUCAGCUGACCUCCAUGACCCCUGGGUGCCAGCGUAGUGUGGGGCCACACACCCGCUGGAUGCACUACCUGAGGGAGGGCCACAAGGUGUGUGUGGAGUGCCAGCCUCCGGCCCUCGCUGCCGGGCAGAGACACUGUUCUGGAGACGGGGAGGAGGAGGAGAGUGGCAGGCAGUCUCUGCAGUGGCAGGCGGUGGGAAACCCCAGGUGUCGUGGUGUGUGGAGACGUUUUGGGAGACUAGACUCCUGCUCCUGUCCCACCGUCCACAGCUUCCUCUUCAUAUAACCCUGGACAGCUUCCUCUUCAUAUAACCCUGGACAGCUUCCUCGGACAGCUUCCUCUUCAUAUAACCUGGACAGCUUCCUCUUCACCCUGGACAGUGACAGUUUCCUCUUCACCCUGGACAGAUGCCUCUUUAUAUAACCCUAGACAGAAAUUCCUCUUCAUAUAACCCUGGACAGAUUACUCUUUAUAUAACUCUGGACAGCUUCCCCUUCAUAUAACCCUGGACAGCGUCCCCUUCAUAUAACCCUGGACAGCUUCCUUUUCAUAUAACACUGGACAGCUUCCUCUUCACCCUGGACAGCUUCAUCUUCAUAUAACCCUGGACAGCUUCCCCUUCACCCUGGACAGCUUCCUCUUUAUAUAACCCUGGACAGAUUCCUCUUCACCCUGGACAGCUUCCUCUUCAUAUAACUCUGGACAGCUUCCCCUUCAUAUAACCCUGGACAGCUUCCCCUUCAUAUAACCCUGGACAGCUUCCUUUUCAUAUAACACUGGACAGCUUCCUCUUCACCCUGGACAGCUUCCUCUUUAUAUAACCCUGGACAGAUUCCUCUUCACCUUGGACAGAAUCCUCUUUAUAUAACCCUAGACAGAUUCCUCUUUAUAUAACCCUGGACAGCUUCCUCUUCCUAUAACCCUGGACAGCUUCCUCUUUAUAUAACCCUGGACAGCUUCCCCGUCACAUAACCCUGGACAGCUUCCUCUUCAUAUAACCCUGGACAGAUUCCUCUUCACCAUGGACAGCUUCCCCUUCAUAUAACCCUGGACAGCUUCCUCUUCAUAUAACCCUGGACAGCUUCCUCUUCAUAUAAGCCUGGACAGCUUCCUCUUCAUAUAACCCUGGACAGAUUCCUCUUUAUAUAACCCUAGACAUAUUCCUCUUUAUAUAACCCUAGACAGAUUUAUCUUCAUAUAACCCUGGACAGCUUCCUUUUCAUAUAACCCUGGACAGCUUCCUCUUCAUAUAAACCUGGACAGAUUCCUCUUUAUAUAACCCUGGGUUACUGUCUACCUCCUCUUCAUGGACAUACAGACACAGGACAGCACAGGGAUCAGGCAUAAUCAAAAAGCAGCACAGACCAUGCUGUGUGUGCAUUCAUAUGGACCAGAAUGUACCAGUGUCUCCCAUAACAUUUGAUAUGAAACCUCUGCCAACAAUUAAGUCUUGUUUAUGUGGCUGUUUUGGGUAAUUUUGUUCUCUGGUUGGACAGAAUCUUCCUUCUGAAACAUGCUAUUGUAGAUCUGUUUCUUUUCUAAGAGUAUGUAACUGUCAGUUCAAUUUUUCUUUGCAUCACUGAAAGCCUUCAAUAAUGCCUGGAAUACAUGUCAGUAAUCAAAACUCAAACCAUUAAUGAAUUAGAUUUUAUUUCACUUUCAGUCAUCCAAGGGGAAUGUAAAGAAAGAUCUUGGGAAAUGUAGACCCUUUUUACAGGACCGGUAAACUGGAGUUGUGCAUGUGUUUCACACCUAGUCACGGCUCCAAAGUUACGACAUGCAUUGAUAGAACAACAGAACGUUUAUACAGAAACAACAUACAGCAUAGGAAAGACAACAGGUAGAAAUAUUACAAAACAAACAGUAGCCUAGAGACCUACAAACAGUAGAAGAAGAGGAAAUUGUGUACGUUACAAUGACUGGUGGAUUCAGCAAGGUUGGAGUCAAUUCCAUCUAUUGGAUCAAUUCUUUAAUUGAAUUCUAAUUUACCAAAGCAUUUCAAAUGGACCCCAACUCUGAAAUCGAACAUACAUUUAAUUGGCAUUUGGCUAAUUCCUAAUUGUAUGUUUUUUUAUAUCUUAUCAAAAAAUAAGAGAAA